Propithecus coquereli (Coquerel's sifaka) is the source of this 1707-nucleotide messenger RNA. It is a transcript of the gene THRB, whose product is annotated as thyroid hormone receptor, beta. Bases 273 to 1655 code for a protein of 460 amino acids. The record is from RefSeq and is a predicted model, not a curated record. Gene Ontology annotation, biological process: negative regulation of transcription by RNA polymerase II; cell differentiation; retinoic acid receptor signaling pathway. NCBI's taxonomy places the organism in Eukaryota, Metazoa, Chordata, Mammalia, Primates, Indriidae. The transcript has 10 exons. Gene Ontology annotation, molecular function: nuclear receptor activity; RNA polymerase II cis-regulatory region sequence-specific DNA binding; zinc ion binding.
GAGAAGAUGAACAUUUCCAUUCCGCGUGGGGACGUAUUUGCUUUUCAAGGAACUGUCAUUCCCCAACAGGAAAACAGCAGGUCAGAAGCAGGCAGAAGAUGGAUGGAGGUCCUCACACCAGGAGUACUUUCUUCUGAUUUUGACUUAGAAAGCUAAAGAUCUGCAAUUUCCCUCCGGUUGGCCGUCCUGCAUGGGUGCCAAGUUCCACACAUGAGUUAAUGAAUAAGAAGGAGAUGUCAGUGAAGAAAAGGAUCCAGAAUGAUUACUAACCUAUGACUCCCAACAGUAUGACAGAAAAUGGCCUUCCAGCCUGGGACAAACCGAAGCACUGCCCAGACCAAGAGCACGACUGGAAGCUAGUAGGAAUGUCUGAAGCCUGCCUACAUAGAAAGAGCCAUUCAGAGAGGCGCAGCACGCUGAAAAAUGAACAGUCACCACAUCUCAUCCAGGCCACUUGGACUAGCUCGAUAUUCCAUCUGGACCAUGACGAUGUGAACGAUCAGGGUGUCUCAAGUGCCCAGACGUUCCAAACAGAGGAGAAGAAAUGUAAAGGGUACAUCCCCAGUUACCUGGACAAGGACGAGCUAUGUGUAGUGUGCGGUGACAAAGCCACCGGGUAUCACUACCGCUGCAUCACAUGUGAAGGCUGCAAGGGUUUCUUUAGAAGAACCAUUCAGAAAAAUCUCCAUCCCUCCUAUUCCUGUAAAUAUGAAGGAAAAUGUGUCAUAGACAAAGUCACGCGAAAUCAGUGCCAGGAAUGUCGCUUUAAAAAAUGCAUCUAUGUUGGCAUGGCAACAGAUUUGGUGCUGGAUGACAGCAAGAGGCUGGCCAAGAGGAAGCUGAUAGAGGAGAACCGGGAGAAGAGACGGCGGGAAGAGCUGCAGAAAUCCAUUGGGCACAAGCCGGAGCCCACAGACGAGGAAUGGGAGCUUAUCAAAACUGUCACUGAAGCCCACGUGGCCACCAAUGCCCAAGGCAGCCACUGGAAGCAGAAACGGAAAUUCCUGCCAGAAGACAUUGGACAAGCACCAAUAGUAAAUGCCCCAGAAGGUGGAAAGGUCGACUUGGAAGCCUUCAGCCAUUUUACAAAAAUCAUCACACCAGCAAUUACCAGAGUGGUGGAUUUUGCCAAAAAGUUGCCUAUGUUUUGUGAGCUGCCAUGUGAAGACCAGAUAAUCCUCCUCAAAGGCUGCUGCAUGGAGAUCAUGUCCCUUCGUGCUGCUGUGCGCUAUGACCCAGAAAGUGAGACUUUAACCUUGAAUGGGGAAAUGGCAGUCACACGGGGCCAGCUGAAGAAUGGGGGUCUUGGGGUGGUGUCUGACGCCAUCUUUGACCUGGGCAUGUCUCUGUCUUCUUUCAACCUGGAUGAUACUGAAGUAGCCCUCCUUCAGGCCGUCCUGCUGAUGUCAUCAGAUCGCCCAGGGCUCGCCUGUGUUGAGAGAAUAGAAAAGUACCAGGAUAGUUUCCUGCUGGCCUUUGAACACUAUAUCAAUUACCGAAAACACCAUGUGACACACUUUUGGCCAAAACUCCUGAUGAAGGUGACAGACCUACGGAUGAUUGGAGCCUGCCAUGCCAGCCGCUUCCUGCACAUGAAGGUGGAAUGCCCCACGGAACUCUUCCCCCCUUUGUUCUUGGAAGUGUUUGAGGAUUAGACUGACUGGCUUCAUUCUCAUAAUUCCUACAGCACUACUGGGUGUCAUUUCA